This is a messenger RNA of Drosophila takahashii, 434 nucleotides long. Lineage: Eukaryota; Metazoa; Arthropoda; Insecta; Diptera; Drosophilidae. The record is from RefSeq and is a predicted model, not a curated record.
CUUGAAUCACUUUAUUGUUUACAGCCGAGCUGAGUAGUCACAAGUGCAGGUCAAAAUAAAGAGACAUGUGCGAUAAUUGCCAACGCUUGGAGACAAAGGUCGAUGCACUGAAAGAAUGCGUUACAAAGCUCAGUACAAAGCUAGACAAAAUUGAGGCUAAAAAUCGACAGUACAGUGAAGCAAUAAUGAAAGCACUUUCUGAACUAAAGAAUGUUACCAAUAAACUGGUUCGUCAGGAUGCAACUGCAAACGUUCUUACGUUUGAUUUUCCAAUAAAUUCAGAUGAGUCUCUUGAAAAAAUAGAAUCCCUUAUUUGCGAUGAUAACAAAAGCUACUAUACGGUUUCGAACCGGGGUCCUCUCGCGUCAGAGGUAGAUGCCUUACCCAUUGAUCCAUCGCACCAUGUUACGCGCGAGUGGAUAAGUUCAAUUUAA